Messenger RNA from Meloidogyne enterolobii, 680 nucleotides. The record is from the annotation of a GenBank genome assembly. Lineage: Eukaryota; Metazoa; Nematoda; Chromadorea; Rhabditida; Meloidogynidae.
AUGCAAAAUAAAACUCGUGUUAGACCAACAAAUUCGGCUUCUUCUUUAACUGCCGGUGCUGUGAGUGAAGAACAAUUUCGUCAAGCAUUUGAGGCUGUUUUGGACUUAAGGGUUACUUCCCUCAAAGAUUUGAUUGCUGAAUGUCAAAAACAAGCGGUAAUUUUGGAAAAUACAAACAAUGAUUGGACAAAACGAAUUAAAGCGCUUCAAUCAUUACGAGGAUUGAUUAAACACGAUAUUGGAUGUUAUGCUCCUUUUGCCGAACAAGCGUAUGGAUUGCUGGGAACUGCUUUGGAAGUGUCUGUUAAGGAUUUGCGUUCUCAAGUUUGUCGUGAAACUUGCAUGACGAUUGCGUUUGUUUUUUUUUUAUUUUUUUGUAAAAUAGGUUUACUUAGAGAACUGGUUUUUUUGUUCUGGUUAGGGAUAAGUUUUUUCAGCAUUAGAGUCGAUCUUGAUUUCUGUUUAGGAAUUAGAUUAUUGAAAUAAAUCAAAAUUUUGGACAGUUUUUUGUCUUAUUUUCGGACUGGGUUUUAUUAACAGUAUUGUUACUUUGUGUGUUUACAAUUAACCCCUUAAUUUUAAUGAAGAUCGGAUAGAGAAGGACUGGAUAGCAAGGAUGUGACGAGUUACCCGAGACCCGGACUUUUUUCGACCCGAAACACGAUCCGAAGAAAUUUUGA